Molecule: messenger RNA, 1221 nt
Organism: Aureobasidium pullulans EXF-150
Lineage: Eukaryota; Fungi; Ascomycota; Dothideomycetes; Dothideales; Saccotheciaceae
Exons: 1
Coding region: 42-785 (247 amino acids)
Biological process (GO): negative regulation of DNA-templated transcription
Cellular component (GO): nucleus
Molecular function (GO): transcription corepressor activity; transcription factor binding
Source: RefSeq, a predicted model, not a curated record
ACUCGAGUAAACAUCUUCGCAACACGAAUCAUCAUUUCGCAAUGGCGCUUCAACCUACCCCAGAUCAGAAGAUCGAUCGUCAGACGACUACCCCAUUCCUCCUGCGACUGUACUACCGAUCCAAUGGCUUCCACUCACCGAACGAGUUCUCGACAGUGCCGCCGCCAUCGUGGUUACAACAAUCGAGCCUUCAAAUCUACACCUGGCCUUCUUGCACUCUCGCCGAAUUGACCACACUCCUCACCACCGCCCUGCCCAGCUUACUCCCAUCACCUUCGGUCGGCACGCGCAUUGGCUACCGUCUGGUCUUUCCGGAUACGCGUAGUGUCCCUGCAUCAGGCGGAUCAGAUGCUCCAGGACGAUGGUUAUCAAAAGAGCUGGGUAGUGUGAUUCUGGGUCACGGCGACGACUACGAUCAAGAGAACGAUCCUGCCGCUCUCGGACGUAUGGAUGGUGAUGCGCAAAAGACGCUCGCAGAUGCGCGCUUCGUCAUUGGCGACUACAUUUCGUGCGCCGUCUUCCCACCCUUGGCCGAUGGUUCCGUCGCUCCUCUACCACCUGCCACCCCUGCCAUCAGAGGCACAUCUGGUCGAGGCGGUCCACCACGCGGCGAGAACGGCCGUCCACCUAGAUCAGGAAGAGGCGGAGACAGAGCUUUUGGUCCUAUGGGCGUCCCUCACGGAGAAUGGAGACGAGGCGAAAGAGUCCCGGAAUACGCUCGCUCGGGUAGAGGCGGUAGCGGUGGUGAACGUGAGCGUGGAGGAGGAAGAAACAGACCCUAUUGAAGGAUGCGACAAGACAGCACUUGCUUCUACACAACCCUCUCCGCGACACACCUGACGCCUUGAGCAGACACAACCCCACUCUGCAUGUCAACUGAGUAUUAGGGAUAACAUCUGCCGGCGUGUAGCGCACAUCGCGUCCAAUAGGCCAGCAGUUGAGUCGUUCCCAAGGUCAUUGUGCGCUUCGCCAUGGAGCGCAUCUCUGUCUUACCGAGUCCUGCUGGCGAGAUGCGCCCAUGCUACAUAUGAGACACGGUGUAGACGGCCACAGAGCCCCUCGUCUCUGCUGGUGAGUUUGCCGAAAGUUCUCGUCCGAAAAAAUCUUAUCGAAAGGCCAUAUGAAUUGGCCGUCGAUAACAUGAUACUGCAGCGUACUCUAAUAACGCGGUAAAGACUGUUCGAUAGAAACAAUCAAAAUUUGCUCACCUUCAAUUCCAAC